AAUACAAUACAACUAUCUCCUUAAUAUUAACAAAGGCUUCAGAAAAUCGGAUAUCAAUAGAGGCUAUCGAAAAUCGGAUAUCAACAGAGGCUAUCAAUGAUACUGUACCAACAGAAGCUACGGAAGAUCUUAUAUCAAAAGAGGCUACUGAAGAUCGAUAUCAAUGAUCUUAUACCAGCAGAAGCUAUGAAGAUCUCGUAUCAACAGAGGCUACCGAAGAUACGGAAGAUCUUCUAUUAAAAGAGGUCACUAAAGAUAGGAUAUCAACAGUGGCUAUGGAAGAUCUUAUAUCAACAGAGGCUACUGAAGAUCGGAUAUCAACAGAGGCUACUGAAGAUCGGAUAUCAACAGAGGCUAUCGAUGAUCUUAUACCAGAAAAGGCUACGAAGUUUCAUAUCAACAGAGGCUACCGAAGAUACGAUAUCAACAAAGGCUACGAAAGAUCUUAUAUUAAAAAGAGGUUACUAAAGAUUGAUUUAAAUACAAUAUUUUUAUAGAAUUAAGAUUGACAACUUCUUUUUAAGUUUGUCCCGGUACAUACAUAUUAAAUUGUAUUUUGUUAGUUUAUUUGGCAUCAAUUCAAUAUUGCAACCUGUUUUUAUUUCAAUUUUAGAUAGUUCGGUAGAUGUAAAUUUGAUGUAAUAUUUGUUAAUAUCUGAAUGAAUUUUAUUCUGCAGAAAAUGAAGGCUUUAAUACUGAUCGUUUUGCACAUAGCAGCAGUGCUCUGUCAGUUCAAACUGAAUAAAUUAAGUUAUACGAAGCUGCCGUACACAACUAACAAUAAGUUUGGUUUGCUUAGAAAUGCUGCUCACCAGGCUGCUUAUCAUGCACAAGAACGUCUGCUCUAUGUUUUAGGCAGUCAAACAGCGUCAAAUGAACCACGUCUACUCCAUAUUAUUGAUGCAAGCAACCCAUCAUCUCCAUCGGUAAUCCACACGCACGAAUUUAGUUCAACAGAAAAUGGAAGAGCCAAUGAUAUUGCUGUUUGUCCAGAUUCAGUUGCUGUAUCGUUAGAUUCACCACUCGCUACUAAAGAAGGACACGUGGAGAUGUUCGUGCCCUUUCGUCGCGGAGACUCACAGCUUGUCCAGAUUGGAAGGGAACCAGUUGGAGUUAACCCUAAAGGACUGGCUUUUACAAGUGACUGUCAAAAACUAGUUAUCGCUAACGAGGGUCGCGGUGACUUGGACUCUGUUGCCCAACAGUUUGUUGAUCCACCAGGAACGGUUAGCAUAUUACUGAGAAACGACAUUGGUACACCAGCACUGGUUACCAUUAAUUUUGAGAGAUUUUUAGGUGGAAGGGAAGCAGAAUAUCAGAACAAAGGAGUAAGAUGGGUAUACCAGGGCAACCAUAACGCUGGAGUCAUAAACAAAAUGUCUGACGACCUAGAGCCUGAUCAGGUUACCAUUAGCAACGAUCAACGAUUCGCUUAUGUUUCUCUUCCUGAAAACAAUGCAGUUGCGAGAAUAGACAUUAAUUCUUAUUCAGUAAAUGAAAUUUUUGCACUUGGAAUAAAGAAUUGGACGCUUUAUAAUACAGACUGCAGUGACCAGGAUGGAGGGGGAAAUUUGGUACGCCGUCCAAUAUAUUCAAUGUACCAAGCUACAGAUAUUGAUACUGUUAUUCUGAAUGGCCAAGAAUAUGUCCUGUCGGCAAAUCAAGGAGUCAUCAAAAGAUAUGCCGCAGUGCAAGGCGAUACAUUUGACGAAUCGAGGCGAGCAAGAACAAUUGCUAGUGAUGGCGAAUUUGACGAAUCGUCGUGGACGUCUGAAAUGUCAACAGCCGUACGCAACAAUCAACAACUUGGUAGAUGGCAAGUAAGAUAUAGUGAUAACUUCGAUUUUAUUUCAAGACAAGUUAAGAAUGUGAUGGGUUAUGGAGGACGCAGCAUGUCUCUGUGGCAAACUCAAACAAUGUCCUUAGCGUUUGAUACUGGCGAUGAACUAGAAACUCAGGAAUUCCAAAAUUAUCCAACAACAUUCAACGGGGAAGCCAACAAUGGAAACCAAUCUCCAUUACAACAAGUAGAUCAGCGUUCUGACGAUCAUGGCCCAGAGCCCACUGCUGUAGCAAGUGGUCUAUAUGGAAAUAAUUUACCAAUAGUAGUCGUAGGCACAAGAACUGGGCUCAUUCAUAUGUACAGUGAUGAUUUGUUGGUGCCUAGACAUCAAUCUGUACACCGUGAGGGCAUGACAACUCAGCCUUGGAAUACGCUGUACACCAACGGCCAAGCUGGAGACGCCAUUAUAACCGACAUCGGAAUUAUAAAUGCAAACGAGUCACCAAAUGGACAACCUUUAGUAUGGGUUAUUGGUUCCGCAACAGGAUCUGUUGGAAUGUAUCAAGUUCAGCUUAACAGGAAAUAGAACAAUUACUACAUAGAUUAAAUAUAAACCUCUGAAAAUAAAAAUUAAAAAAAUGAU
Molecule: messenger RNA, 2426 nt
Organism: Mytilus californianus (California mussel)
Lineage: Eukaryota; Metazoa; Mollusca; Bivalvia; Mytilida; Mytilidae
Product: mesenchyme-specific cell surface glycoprotein-like
Exons: 10
Coding region: 660-2369 (569 amino acids)
Molecular function (GO): protein binding
Source: RefSeq, a predicted model, not a curated record